AUGAUGCUCAAAAAGGAAGUUCUCCUGCAUACUCCUCCCUCUAGUCCCCAAUCUGAUGAUGCUCAAAAAGGGGGAGAUAAUGAUGAUGAUGCUGCUGAUGCUGAUGAUAAUGCUGAUGAUGAACCAAAAGAGAGAGACACCGAAAUUGUUCAGCCUGAAUCACCCAUGCCGACGCAUAAGUCUGACUCUGCGGGGCAUAAUAGUCCAGUAGCUACUGAAAAGCUGGUUGAAGAUAGUGAGCAUGAUGAUGAACCAGAUGAUGAAUGUCAAAUACUGGAUAUGAACUUCAUUAAUCCUCUUAUUCCAGUUCAAGAAGAAAGUUCUGAUGAUCUUGAUAAUGAAUCUCAGUGUCCAGACAUGAGAUCAGUCAAUCCUGUUGCUGAUCCCAUUAUUCCAGUCCAAGGAGAAGAUUCGGACGUUGCCAGUGAAGACUCUCAUCCGCUUUCUCGAAAGCGUAAGGUAGCAGAUAAUGACUUGGCUCAUUCUCAAACUGAUACUUCUUUGCCUGCUAAGAAACCCAAGUCCAUACUUCUAAAGAACAUUGCUCAAGAUGAUGAAUCUCUUAUUUAG
Molecule: messenger RNA, 570 nt
Organism: Lactuca sativa (garden lettuce)
Lineage: Eukaryota; Viridiplantae; Streptophyta; Magnoliopsida; Asterales; Asteraceae
Source: RefSeq, a predicted model, not a curated record